Raphanus sativus (radish) is the source of this 1378-nucleotide messenger RNA. RefSeq names its product protein LIGHT-DEPENDENT SHORT HYPOCOTYLS 1. Gene Ontology annotation, biological process: response to light stimulus; mRNA transcription. Bases 448 to 1017 code for a protein of 189 amino acids. The record is from RefSeq and is a predicted model, not a curated record. Gene Ontology annotation, cellular component: nucleus. The transcript has a single exon. NCBI's taxonomy places the organism in Eukaryota, Viridiplantae, Streptophyta, Magnoliopsida, Brassicales, Brassicaceae.
UCUUGAAGCCACUCACUCUUGAUUCUUGACAAGUGUGAUUUUGUGUAUUGUCUCUCCCAAAGUAGAAAAGCUAUAAAAUAAUAAACAGAAAAAAAGAAUCCCACUUUUGAUAUCUUCCAAUUAUAUUUCUCAUUCUCUUAUUUUCUAUAAGCAGAAACAAACUUUCACUUCUCUCUCUUUUUUCUUCAGCUUAGUCUCUCUUUGCCUCACCAUUUUUUGCUCAUGUGUUUGUUGGACUUGAUCUACCAAACUUGAAUCUAUCCCUUUUAUAGUACCACUCUCACCAUGACAAGCAGCUAAGUCCUUCUUUCUCCCUUCUCUCUGUUUGGUUUGAUUAAUGAUCUAAAGAACCUUAUCUCUUUGAUUCAUAUAAUAAGAGCAAAACCCUAGGUCAGAUUCCUUCUUCUUUUUCUUCUCUACUUCACAAACUCAUAAACAAGAUAAGCUAUGGAGUUGAUCUCAUCGCACCAAGCAAACAAGAACCCUAACACCUCCACACAACUAACACCACCUUCCCCAAGCCGGUACGAGAACCAGAAACGCCGUGACUGGAACACCUUCUGCCAAUACCUCCGAAACCACCGUCCUCCGCUCUCUCUCCCGUCGUGCAGCGGCGCACAUGUGCUCGAGUUCCUCCGCUACCUCGACCAGUUCGGGAAAACAAAGGUUCACCACCAAAAUUGCGCCUUCUUCGGCCUCCCAAACCCUCCCGCGCCUUGCCCUUGCCCUCUCCGACAAGCCUGGGGCUCACUUGACGCCCUCAUAGGCCGCCUCCGUGCCGCCUACGAGGAGAACGGUGGCCCUCCUGAGGCUAACCCCUUUGGCUCACGCGCCGUGAGGUUGUUCCUCCGUGAAGUCAGAGACUUCCAGUCCAAAGCUCGCGGUGUUAGCUACGAGAAGAAGAGGAAGAGAGUCAACAGGCUGAAAACGCAAACGCAGCCGCCUCUCGCUCUUCAGCAACAGCAGCCACAACAAGGUGAGUCUAUGAUGGUUAAUUACUCGGGUGCAACUGUGUGAUCAUAUUCAUAUAUAUAAAAAAAAUCUAUAUUAAUUUCACAACUUAAAUAUGUAUUGUUUCUUAUUUGCUUCCUUCUCAUGUGCUACUUUUUACAAUUAUCCUCGGAUGCUGUUGUUGCUUUUGUGGUUGUUUAUGAAUAAGAUUAAUUAUGAUUAUUGACGCUAGAGUGUUUGAUCCUUAAUGUUUUUAUGAGUUUUAUUUUUAUUUAACUUCCAACCAUGAGCCUGAGGACUAUUCGAUGUUGAUUUAUGGCACACUUAGGGUUCAUGUGUAUUAUAUUAGUAUGUUGUAUGAUGAUCACAGGAGGCACAUUUAUGUAUAGCUCUGUUAAGAUUUUAAGACGAUGUUUAAUCAUUUCUU